Messenger RNA from Caenorhabditis auriculariae, 4930 nucleotides. The record is from the annotation of a GenBank genome assembly. Lineage: Eukaryota; Metazoa; Nematoda; Chromadorea; Rhabditida; Rhabditidae.
AUGAAGUCUUUGCGGAUCAGAAGUUUGCUUGAUUUUUUAUUGAAAAUUUUCUUCUCCUUGUUCUUUAAAGGCAUAGGGGCAGUAAAAAAUGACGUUUCAGGUGAAAGCAGUAUCUUAUAUAGUUUUUCAUCGCGAAUCGAAUGGUGUACUCAAAAAAAAUACAGUGACAACUUUAGAAGAAAAACGCGAUUUUACUUUCCCGCCUUUAAUUUUGAAAAAAGCUUUGGAUCGGUAUGCAGACAACUGUUUACAGUAGCCGUGCACGCGAUGUUGCGGACGUCUCAUUAGACUCGCAUUUUGUCAGAAAGAACCGGGUAUCUGCUUCAAAUUAAGGGUUUCUUCUCUGAAAAAUCGAUUAAGAAAACAAAAAACACACAUUGAUAAUAAAGUAAACACAAAAUAUCGCAAUCCAAAUCGAAACCUGUGUAAAAUCAUCAUUUUUUACCAAAGAAGCAUUUUUGCGAUUAAAGUUUGCAAAUUAUACAUGAAUAGAAAGCUUUUGUGACGGAAAGUACUUUGGUGACAACAGAAAAAAUUGAAAAUUGAAAGAAACGAAGAAAAAACCGAAAAUUUGGAAGUUGGCGAAGCCUGUUGUCCAUAUAGCAACUUUACUGCAAAGCGCCCUUUUUGCGGAAACUUAAACUUUCCUCUCUCCGGCUUUGAAUUAUUUUUUCUUUAAAACUAAGAAGGUCUGUACGUUUCCAAGUUCACCGUUCGAUCCGUAAUGAAAAACUCUACAAAGUACUGCUUUCACCUGAAAACCCAUUUUUACUGCCACUAUGCCUUUAAUACAUUACCAUCUAUGACAAUGAACUAUUUUUGGAUUUCAGACAAUUCUCGUGGGUCUUUAUUUUUGAUCGCUUUCUUGGUUUCUGGCUGUUCGACUUCAGGUUUGUCUCUUUUUUUUUGUGUUUUUAUGCUUUCUCAAUCAGAAACUUCAACUGAUCACUUAUGUUACAGUAGGAAUACUAUCUCUCUCCGUUCUAUUGUAUUCAUGUGUGAACGAUGCUCUCGGCGUGUAAUUGCUCCGGCAGACACGCCUGUAUCUCACUUGGUUCCCCUGCACGCGUCUUGGCCACACGCGUUUGAGGCUCACGAAUAAAGACUUCAUGACAGUCUGCCUUCAACACGUCUACAAGUUACACGGAAGAGCCGGUGACCCUUCCGGUGUAACACUUAUUCAAAAAAGAUAGUCGUGGAUAUGUAAUAUUAGGUUGGUGCGUAAUUCUUGAUGGUUUUUUUCUUUUCUUCUAUUUUCUCUAUUUCUUCAAACAAAACGCCGAACAUCAUUUGAUGUAUUCUCCAUCUGCAUUGACCACUUGCUGCCAUCGUCCAGGCAGACGCCUGAUCCUGUCCUUCUAGAAGAGCGCUGACCGCGAGAAGAAAUGUAAGGUCAACUCCGAUUUGACAUCGCUCUCUGUUCCAAUUUUCUUCUCGCCCUGGUGAUGCGGCAGAUGGGAGAAAAGGUAGUAAUCGGAGAAAGCGAUGUCAGGACUGUACGGUGGCAGCACCAUAAGAAGUCAGCCAUAGUUGUGCAGCUCAGUCUUGGUGACUCUUGACGUAGGAGGUCUGGCGUUGCCAUGUAGCGACGCGAUCUUUGGCUUGCUGCUCUCUAGUGGAUAGGAGCUGAACCUAGAGGUUCUGCAGUUUAUAAGAGUACUUGUCACUGGUGACAGUGUCACUAGCCGUUAGUAGCUCCUACUCUUCCUUGCCGACUUGGGAGCAGAAACAGCAGACUACCUUGUUUUCUGAGAUGAAAGCUCGGUUAAGAGUCGUGGUUUGCUGCUCCUUCUUAUGCAAUCAGUGUUUCUUGAUGUUCAAUGAGAAGUAGAUGGUCCACUUAUUAUCUCAAAAAAAGAUAAUGAACAGAAGUCGUCUCGUUUUGAAAAUACAGAAUGAACAAAGUUUGCAUUUGACUUGUGCUUUUUCCCAAAAAUCGCUCAAUUUGGACGUUUCGCAUCGGUCGAGUUUUGAGGACUUUUAAGUAGUUUCCUAUUCUGAAUACUGUGAUAGUGGCUACUACCAGUGUCUCUCUUUGAUUAUACGAAGAAUUAUAGCUCUGCGCCUCCGUUGGGGAGAGCAGGGCAUCGAAAUGCAACGCGACCUGCUGGAGGACUUUCGACGUGAAAAUUCCGACGUUGCCGAAAUUUUUGUGAUAGCUAAUCAUUGUAUGGAAAGAGCCAAGACCCCCGAAAAUUACCUACAGAAAAUUGCGAUGGACUGCGACUGCUGGUAUUUCAGAACGAGGACAUGAAAAACUUCAGAGCAAAUGUGGAUUUGGCCUGGUUUGCACAAUUCAACUUUUAUCACUGAUAACUGCUAUAGAUCUACUCUGUUUUUUCGUGAAUGAAAAAAGAACAAGUAUAACAUAAUCUGUAGCAAUUUCAGCUUCCUGAAGAAAACUGAAGCAGAACUAGGUCUUUUUGAAAAAAAUUAUCAAGAAUUACGCACCAACCUAAUAUAAAAGUCAAUUGAUUUUUCAAAAUGCACUUCUGAAAUCAAAUAUUUUAAAUGGUUCGAAGUUUGAUUUCUAGGUGCUAUAAUGUGUUUAGUCUUUUAGGUGCCACAAAAAGAUUCAAGUUCGCAGCGAACACUUGAAAAUUGACAGUCAUUUUCCGCUCUUUCAGAUCAAUGUUGCACGCGUCCAAUGUCGGCAGCUCCGGAGGGAGACGCGAUUCCGCCCGAAUGCACAAGACUAAGGUGUACGGAAGCGCCCAUAUACUCUUUUAAUGCGCGAGGCGACAACGCUCUCUCCAAGUUUUUAGUCAGAGCUAAGAAAAUCAGUGUUCUCACGGUACUUGGAAACGCUCCAGCAUUUGACCUUGAUGAUCUGGAAGAGAUUGUUCACAAGGGGCCGGGUACGUUUCGGUGAAGUUGAGAAAACUUUGAGAAUGAAUUAUAAAUUGUAGGACUCAAAGGAGUUUCAGGAAACUUUUGCGUUGCUGCCUCAAUUUUAUUUUUUUUUUGGGCUUUGAGAAAUUUCUGAAAAAGAAAAGUGUUAGCUUACUUUGUUAUAGUCUGUUCAGAUUUUGAAUGUCAAGCAACUAACUCCACCCCCAAGGCUACAAUAUCUCUCGCGUCAAUGUUUUAUAUCUAAAUGACGAUGGCCCUUUAAUAAGGCUGCAUUUUUGACUUCUUUUUCUAUCUUUUAGACCAAAAAAGAUCGAAAUUAGUCCCGCGCGAUAAAACAUCGACGCGAAAAGGUACCGUCUCAGCAGGGGCGGAGUUAGCUGGUUGACAUUCAAAAUCUGAACAGACUAUAGUUAUAAUCAAUUGUUUUUGUUUUCAAGAGACAUAUACAUCUUGCUUAACUUUAAUGUUUUUUGGCAAGUUUGUGUUUAUAGGGCCGGCAGUCAUCUUGAAGCAAGCCGUAUUGGGCGAAGAUUCCUUCCAAGUUUUGAAAAGAAUUGCGGUUGAUGAUCCGUUCAGUUAUUGUGGCGAUAAGAAUAAGUUAAUCGUCAUAGAAGGGGAUCUUGACCCGAUUGUGAAAAACUCGACUAGAAAAAGUUGUGAACAAGGUGAUCUUAUAAAAAAUUUUUUUAUAUAAUUUUAUCAACUUUUCCUGGCAGUCUUUUUCAGACGUUGGCCGUUUGUAACCCCCCAGUUGCUGAAUCCAAUUCUACGGUCGGAAGUCCUCUGAAACCUUCUUCUUUGGUUUGCCAGGAAAAUAAAAAUGCUUCUGCUGAGGAUGGCUCUAAUGAUGGUUGGUCUUCUGAAAAUUUCAAACUAUUUGAGCUCAUUUUAGACCAUCUUGUUUAUAUCGCUUGCGUCGCAAUCGGAGUUCUGGUUGUCAUUUGCAUUUGUUUGAUCAUUCUCAGUGUCAAGUUGCAUAAGAAACGUUUCAAGAAAGUGCAUCGCCUAGCUUCCUUAGGUGAUUCUUAGAAAACCAAAGUUUUACCCAAAGUUUUCCUUGUUUCGAAUUUUUCAUUUUUGUGUUUUUUUUUUCGUUUACGUAACUGGGAUGGUGUUCCAAAAAAAAAAAUCUAAAAAAUUACAAGCCGACAGUUGAGACGAAAAAGCUAUAUGAUAUAUAGUCUGUUCAAACCGCCCGUGUGGAUACAGUACUUUCCGUUUUGAUGUAUAUCGCUCUAAUUAAUCCUUGUGGAAAACCAUUUUUGCUGCCUCUCUCUUUUUCCACCAUUUUUUGAGCCGUCAGAAAAAUAGCAGGCUCGUUAAAGGGACUCUUUUUGCUACCUUUCUGCGCCUUUUUACGAGCUUCUUCCUUUCAGCGGCCAUUAUCCACCAUUUUGACUUUGCCCGGGCUAUUUUUUUUUCUCCAUCCAGUCUUCUCGGGCAAAACUGAGAAGCUCCCCAAAAGCUUUUCUUGAAAAAAAUAAACCUUGAAAGGGUCCCCGCCGGAUAUUUUUCAAAUCAUUUCAUUUCUUUUUUGCAUUUUCUUCACAUCCUUUAACAAAAAGGAUGCUGGGAAAAAGAUUCGAGUGGAUUCAAAAAGGAUCCUCUGAGGCUAUGAAAAAGGAGCUGAAAAGCUUUUUUAGAUCAUUUUAGGAGCUUUUAAAGCAGCCUUUUUACAUCCCUCUCAGGAUUUUCCAAAAAAUCAUUUUCCCUUUAUUGCAUACGGCCUCAGAACAAACUAUAUUUGUCUUGUUAUUUGGAUUUUUAAGCUUGGAUUUUUUUUAAUGGUAAUCUGUUGCCAUACAGUUUCAUGAGUCUUCAAUUUCUAAUUUUUAACGACAUUUUUGAAAUAGUAUUUAUUCCUUUAAUGAAUAGUUUUUUUUCUCUAGAAGCGUCUUCCAAUGUUCAAAAUAACGAAGAAACGGCGCAAACUGACGGCACACCGGGAACAUCUUUCAAAUCGGCCGAGAAAAUAUCCGAAAAAGCGCCCGAGGCACAACCGGAGAGGAAACCUGCGGGAGUAGAAGAUUCGGACUUGAAAGAAAAGCGAUUUUCGGGAAAGAGUAGCUCUGCCUGA